UUUAAAUCAUGAAGAUCCUCUCAUUCAUAUCAUUUUUCCUAUAUUUUGGGAUUGCUUUAGGAGGAUAUAGCUUAAAGAUUAAUGAUAACAUUGAGGUUAAAGCAAGCCUCGACCAAACCAAAGAAAACGUUAUAUUUGAUAUCAUAAUGCCUCAAAACUAUUACACAGCAAUAGGAUUUGGUACUUCUAUGUCAGGAGCUCCUAUCAUGGUUGCAGAUGCAACUGGAGAGAAUUUGACUGAGACUCCUAAGAUUUAUGAUACUUAUUCGGAAGGAUAUGAUAUUCCAAAAGAAAAUAUGGAGAAUUGGUAUAAAUUACUCAAAGCAGAUUUACAAGAAAAAAAAUGGCAUCUCUCUAUCCAGAGACCUCUAUACAUUGUUAGAGAAGGGAGAGAUGAAACUAUCAAACUUGGAAAGAAGAUAGAUAUGAUCUAUGCUUUUAAAGAAGGAGAGUAUGACUAUCAUGGCAAUAAUCAGAGAGGAUUUUUCUACUUUGUAGCAAAUCCUAAAACUGGAGCAAUAAACUUCAAUCAAUUCGAAUCAGAUUCAGAUACAUAUUAUCGAGCUCAUGGAAUUAUGAUGUACAUUUCCUGGAGUAUCUUGACUUUUCUUUCCAUUGUCACUGGAAGAUACAUGAAACAUUUUUACAAUUGAAGACUUAUUAUUCAUGCUACCUCGGGUUUAUUUAUUACUACAAAUACAGGAAUUCUUGUAAUAUUAGCUCUAACAACGUACAAUACAGGUUCAAUUCCUCAGCUUGCUCACAGGCAAAUAGGGAUUGCAGUGACAGCUCUUACAUUAGUCCAAUCGAUUGGGGGAAUCUUUUCAAAUUUAAUCUUAACUUCUGAGACUAUCAGCGAUAUUUGGAGUCACAGAACAAGAGCUUUCCAUCGUGUUUUAGGAUAUCUCCUUAUCAUGGUCUCCAAUUACCAAGUUGUAACUGGGCUAAUCAACUACGAAUCUUCUGUUCUUAACUUGAUUUAUAUACACUUUGCUAUUUACCUUAUGAUCCUUUUCCUAUUGGAGAUGUGAUACAGAUGGAAUUCUCAAUCUAAAAAUAAAGGAGUUCUGAGGAAAAAGAACCUUCGUGAAUUCACUCAUUCAGAAGUAACGAGGAUGGUCAAUAAUGGAAAACAGCUUGUACUUUUUAACGACUAUGUUCUUAAUAUUAGCCCAUUUAUUGAAGAACAUCCAGGCUCUACUUAUGUUCUUAUUGAAAAUUUGGGUAAGGAUAUUGGGAAAUACUUCUAUGGAGCGUAUUCAAUGUCUCCAGGGGUUGAUCCACACACUCAUUCCAGAUAUGCAGCUGAUUUGAUGGAAGAAUUUGUUAUGGGCAAAUUAAAGAUUACUGAAGUAAGCAAUAAGCAAGGGAAUACUUUAAAUUAUACUGUGAAAGAUGCCUUAAAAUUCUCUUCUGAAGAAAAAGAAGAAAAUAAAGGCAUGGGUGAUUUGAAACCAGUGGCUGUCAAAGUUAAUGACAAUGAGUUUAUCUUGAUGAAUAGACAGGAAAUCUCAAAAGGAGUUGCCAGAGUGAAACUUCAGAAUGCAAACUGUAGGGUAAAGAAGUUUUAUCCUGGCUUAUCUCUAUCUGGAAAGAGUUGGUCUCUUACUUCUCUCCAGAACCAUACAAGUAGAUACUAUACUAUUUGUAAUUGCAUGUCUACAGCUAUUUAUGAUGAAUAUCUUACCGUAAUAAAUGCUACUCUGAGAGAAGAGGAGUACUCUCGAAAAUACAGCUCGAUUGAAGAUUACGCUGAAGUGACAGAAGAUAACAUUGAGCUAAUUAUGAAGCUUUACCCUGAAUCUAAGGAUGGAAUCACAAGACAGAUUUUCAACAGUGUUCCCUCUGAUAGAUACUACAUUCAUGGUCCUGUAGGCAAUGGACUUAGACUGGAUAGAUGGAAUUCGAAAGGCUCCAAUUUGAUUUUCUGAGGAGGGACUGGUAUCUUGCCUUUCAUGGACCUCUUCGCUUUCAUGGCUAGAAGAAUCCUUUCAGAGGACGCACCAUCUAACGCUCUCUUCCCUGAUGAAGACUUCUAUCAUCUUUCAGAGAAAGCCAAGUUCGUUGUGUAUGCCUACUUCACGACCAGAGAAGACGCCAUCUGCCUCGAAAUCUUGGAAGCCAUCGAGAACCUGUACAAGAAGUUCAAAAAAGGCCACAUCUUCAAAAUGAACCUGAUCUUCACCCAAGAAGGAGGCAGCAAGCUCGAAGACGACGAGUUGGUCGAACUCCUCAAAGACUACAAGUUCGCGAAUAACGGCAUCAACAAGCUAUUUGUGUGUGGGCCUCCGAGGAUGAACUACCAAUUCCAGAGGUUGCUUCCACAGAUAAAGGGAGAGGAGAUCGGACUAGCUCCGGGAGAUAUCGAUAUUUUAUAAUCUGCUGAAGCUUCA
This is a messenger RNA of Moneuplotes crassus, 2393 nucleotides long. The record is from the annotation of a GenBank genome assembly. NCBI's taxonomy places the organism in Eukaryota, Ciliophora, Spirotrichea, Euplotida, Euplotidae.